Messenger RNA from Neospora caninum, 939 nucleotides. RefSeq lists its product as hypothetical. The transcript has a single exon. The record is from RefSeq and is a predicted model, not a curated record. NCBI's taxonomy places the organism in Eukaryota, Apicomplexa, Conoidasida, Eucoccidiorida, Sarcocystidae. Bases 1 to 939 code for a protein of 312 amino acids.
AUGUGCCUCUGUGCUCCAUUCAACCGUGUUCCACUAACAUGCAGGGCGUCGACUCUCUACCUCUUCCCUCUAUUUUAUUGCUGUUUUCUUGUUGGCUCUCUCGCUUUGUUACCAUCGCCCUUUGUCAAUCGUCCUCUUUUCUCCAGCUGCUGCUUAGCCUUCGCCCUCCUCAACCUGCUCACUUCCGUAGUCGGCCAGAUUGGCGUUUUUAAGCGUAUGGAUGCCGCGCUUCGCGGCACACUGGUGCUCUUGGUAAUGGAAAAUCUCAUGGUUUUCUUUAUUGGAGUUUUUCUACUCGUGCACCUAUUCUCAAUUCGUCCGUCCGCCCUCUUUCCUGCGGACACAGGACCUGCGGGCACAGGGGUACAGCGGGAGGACGCAUUCGAUGGUGAGGAUAUGCUUCAUCCAGCUGCGAAACUCACGGGAGAGUCUCUCCUUAAGCUGUCCGUCGAGGCAAGGUGGUGGAUUGCCACGAUCGCGAGCGUGGCGCUCGUUGUCUGCAGUACCAUUACUUCUCUCUGUCUCCGCGCGGUGGCGGAGUUUCAAGCAGAGCUCGACGCUGAAGCCUUCGUCGAAGAUGCACGGCACCUAAGAGACACCGAACGCAUGUUGCUGCUGCAGGCAUCAAAGGGCUACAGGCCAGAGCACGGGGCCUUCCUCUUUCCUGGCAGCGAGACCUCGCGGUGGCGAAGAGACAGCGUCUCACGGGAAGGCAGUCCUAGACGAGUGUCUGAUGAAGAGGGAAGCGUUACCCACAGGCUGAUACAGGAUGCCAAGUCACUGCCGCACCAACAGCGACGGACAAGCCGUCGGAAUGUGGCAGCGGUCCCAAGUAAGCACUGCACAGGCGAGAAUGGAGGCGACCCUUCGACCGCAUCUGAGUUGCACGAAGAUGCCCAUCAGAUCGAGACCAUAGGUGAAGAGGAAGGUCGCGUCUGA